This is a messenger RNA of Quercus lobata, 2099 nucleotides long. RefSeq names its product heat shock cognate 70 kDa protein-like. The record is from RefSeq and is a predicted model, not a curated record. Lineage: Eukaryota; Viridiplantae; Streptophyta; Magnoliopsida; Fagales; Fagaceae. The transcript is spliced from 2 exons. The coding region runs from base 86 to 1939 and encodes 617 amino acids. Gene Ontology annotation, molecular function: ATP-dependent protein folding chaperone; ATP binding.
AAAAAAAAAAAAUUUACUUACUGUUCUUCUGCAUCUACAUCUCUUUCAGUAACUGUGUAGGGUGUUUUCGUAUUAAGAAAUAAGAAUGGCCGGUGAAGAAGAGAGUCCUGCAAUCGGUAUCGAUCUUGGGACAACGUACUCAUGCGUGGCAGUGUGGCAACGUGAUCGUGUGGAGAUAAUAACCAACGAGCAGGGCAACAGAAUGACGCCUUCCUAUGUUGCCUUCACUGACAAUGAGCGCUUGAUAGGUGAUGCUGCCAAGAACCAAGUUGCUAGGAAUUCUACCAACUCCAUCUUUGAUGCAAAGAGGUUGAUUGGAAGGAGAUUUAGUGAUAACUUGGUUCAGAGUGACAUUAGGCUUUGGCCAUUUAAGGUGAUUGAAGGUCCUGAUGAUAAGCCUUUGAUUGUGGUCAACUAUAAGGGUGAAGAGAAGCACUUUACUGCUGAGGAAAUCUCAUCUAUGGUCCUUACAAAGAUGCGUGAGAUUGCUGAAUCCUACUUGGGCACAACUGUGAAGAAAGCUGUUGUUACUGUCCCUGCCUACUUCAAUGACUCUCAGCGUAAGGCCACAAAGGAUGCUGGAGCCAUUGCAGGCCUCAAUGUUUUGCAAAUUCUCAAUGAACCAACUGCUGCAGCCAUUGCUUAUGGUAUUGACAAGAUUGGCAAUGGCAAGAGUAAAAAAGUGUUGAUUUUUGAUUUGGGUGGUGGUACUGCUGAUGUUUCACUACUUUCCAUUCAAGAUGGUGUCUUUGAAGUGAAAGCUGUUUCUGGAGACACUCACCUUGGAGGUGAGGACUUUGAUAACAGAUUGUUGAAACACUUGGUUGCAAUAUUUAAGAGGCAGAGUAGGGUGGACAUUAGUAGAGACGCUAGAGCUCUUAGGAGGUUGAGAACUGCAUGUGAGAAAGCAAAGAGGAUUCUCUCUUCUACAUCUGAGACUACCAUUGAAGUUGACUGUUUAAGUAAUGGGAUUGAUUUCUUUUCAACUAUUACCCGUCCCAAAUUUGAGGAACUCAACAUGGAUUUGUUCAGGAAGUGUAUUGAGCCUGUGGAGGAGUGUUUGUUUGAAGCUGAUAUGGACAAGAGUUGUGUCCAUGAAGUUGUUCUUACGGGUGGUUCUUCCAGAAUCCCCAAGGUGCAGCAAUUGUUGCAGGAAUUCUUUUAUGGGAAGGAGCUGUGCAAGAACAUUAAUCCAGAUGAGGCUGUGGCUGAUGGAGCUGCUGUUCAAGCUGCUGUAUUGACUGGAAUGGGUAAUAAGAAAAUUCAAGACAUCAUACUCUAUGAUGUCACUCCUCUUUCCCUUGGCAUACAGACUCAUGGAGAUAGGAUGUCUGUUUUGAUUCCUAGGAAUACUACUAUUCCAACCAAGAAGGUGAGGCAAUACUGCAACACCGCUGACAACCAAGGUCUAAUAGAAUUGCUAGUUUAUGAGGGUGAGAGACCAAGAUCUAGUGAUAACAACUUGUUGGGAAAUUUUACAAUUCCUAUUACUCCGGCACCCAAGGGUGAUGCUAAGGUCAUUGUUUCUUUUGAACUGGAUACCAACGGAAUACUUAUAGUUUCCACUGUUGACAAAAUCAGUGGGUAUAAAAGGAAGGUCACCAUCACGAACGAUCAAUGGAGGCUUUCAAAUGUAGAGAUUGAGAGGUUACUUCAAGACGCCAAGAGAUUCAAGGCCAAAGAUGAUCAUCACAUGAAGGUGCUUGAUGCAAGAUUAGAGCUAGAGACUUAUGCCUACAAAAUGAGGAAAGCAAUCAAUGACUACAGCAUAUAUUCCAAACUUCGUCCUAAAGAUCACAAACGAAUUAAAGAUGCUGUUCAAGAGGUGAUUCAAUGGUUAUCAGAUGAAGAAGGGGUUGAUAAUUUAGAACUGUAUCAGGAUGAGCUGAAACUGCUCCAGAGACUCUGCAAACCUAUUUCACCUUUGAUAAUAGAUUGACUACAUUUGAUUUUGUACAAAACAUUUUGUUCUAGAGUUUUCUUUUCAUAUUUUGUCUUGUUCAGAAAUUGUUUGAAAUUUUGUAAAAAUGUCCACUGAUAGCUUGGUUGAAUUGUCUGUUUCAUUACACAGAAUUAUAGCUACUCCAUCGAAUUUGUAA